GAAUCUAAUAACACUAGAUCGAACUCGAGGAUUAGACUAUACCACCUCAUCCAAUUUAUCAUCAGGCCACCACUUUUCUUGAAACAAAUGCUUAAGACACCAUAAAAUCAAUAAAAUUUUCUCUUUAUCAAUGCCCAGUGACCUUAAACUGCCAGCAUGGUCAUUCGUCACCCCGGAAUGGAUCGGGCUGAGAAGUGAGGACCACAACAUCAGCAAUCCCAUUCUUCCAUGGCCGCCCAAGCACCUUUCUAACGUGUUCUUGAUUUUGUCUUGCAUUUACUUGCCAUUUCUUUCUCCUCCCUUUUAUGCAUACUCGUCACUCCCUCACUCGUCACUGCUCCUUUCUGGAGGUUUUGUCCAUAAAAGGCCUUAAACGACAGCCUAAAAAUCCAUGUCUUUCUUUUUCCUUCUCGUCCUCCAAAUUCUAGUGCCAGAGCUGAGAAUUCUUGGGAUUCCAGGGGGUAUUUUUUGAGGACAAAAUAGAGAUGUCUUGUGCUACUGUAAACCGGAUACCUUCUCUGAAACUCAAUGGCAACUCCACCAACGCCAACUCUUUGCCAUUAUCAAACAGUCUCUCUUGCUUCUUUGGCAACUCCUCUUCUUCUUUCUUCUUUCCGGGGCCCUUGAUUUCCAGUCACAGCAAAAAUCAUUGUUAUUUCCGCCAUGUAAUCAAGGGCUAUAGGUCGUUUUCCUCCGUGUUUAAGUGUGUUUCCCAAAAAUCAGAGCCGUCAGUUUCGAUUAAUGCCCAUGGAAACGGUGCUUCUGAAGAGAGAGUGAUUGUGUUGGUUAUUGGUGGAGGGGGAAGAGAACAUGCACUUUGUUAUGCAUUGCAACGAUCUCCCUCUUGUGAUGCUGUCUUCUGUGCUCCUGGCAAUGCAGGGAUUUCCAACUCUGGGCAUGCCACUUGUAUUCCAGACCUUGACAUUUCUGAUAGCUCAGCUGUGAUAUCAUUCUGCCGCAAAUGGAGUGUAGAACUGGUUGUUGUUGGACCGGAGGCACCUCUGGUUGCUGGCCUUGCAAAUGAUCUAGUGAAGGCUGGAAUCCCUACUUUUGGCCCAUCUGCAGAGGCUGCAGCUUUGGAAGGUUCAAAGAACUUUAUGAAGAGCUUGUGUGACAAAUAUGGAAUUCCUACUGCGAAGUACCAAACAUUUACAGAUCCAUCUGUUGCAAAGCAAUAUAUUCAGGACCAGGGAGCUCCUAUAGUUAUCAAAGCAGAUGGAUUGGCUGCUGGGAAAGGGGUUAUUGUCGCUAUGACGUUGGAGGAGGCAUAUCAAGCUGUGGAUUCAAUGCUUGUGAAAGGUGUUUUUGGUUCUGCAGGUUGCCGUGUCAUUGUUGAGGAAUAUCUGGAAGGAGAAGAAGCAUCUUUCUUUGCACUGGUGGAUGGAGAGACUGCUAUUCCUUUAGAAUCUGCUCAGGACCAUAAGCGUGUUGGGGAUGGUGAUACCGGACCUAAUACCGGUGGGAUGGGUGCGUACUCUCCUGCACCAGUGUUAACAAAAGAACUUCAAUCAGCAGUUAUGGAAACUAUAAUUCUCCCAACAGUGAAAGGAAUGACAGCAGAGGGUUGCAAGUUUGUUGGAGUUUUAUAUGCUGGGUUAAUGAUAGAGAAGAAGUCUGGCUUGCCUAAGCUAAUUGAGUAUAAUGUGCGGUUUGGAGAUCCAGAAUGCCAGGUUCUAAUGGUUAGGUUGGAAUCUGAUCUUGCACAAAUUCUGCUUGCCGCAUGUAGAGGAGAAUUAAGUGGAGUAUCACUGAACUGGUCCCCAGGGUCUGCCAUGGUGGUGGUAAUGGCAAGUAAAGGCUACCCUGGAUCCUAUGAGAAAGGGACUGUGAUUGGAAACCUUGAAGAAGCUCAAAAUGUUGCUCCAACAGUUCAGAUAUUUCAUGCUGGAACUGCUUUGGAUGCAGAUGGCAACUUCAUUGCGACUGGGGGCCGGGUGCUGGGGGUUACUGCCAAGGGAAGAGAUCUUCAAGAGGCAAGGGAUAGAGCCUAUCAGGCAGUUGAGGAAAUCAACUGGCCGGGAGGGUUCUACCGCCGGGACAUUGGAUGGAGAGCACUUCCCCAGAAGCAAUUUGCUACAAGAAAAUAAAUUAACACUGAGGUAAUGAAUGCUGCCCAUUUGAGAAUGCAAACAUAUUGUAGGAUGUUUUGAAUCAUCCAUGGAAUAGAAAUGGUGACCCAUCAGAGGCCAUACAGGCAUACCUUAAAUUUGAAAUAGUUCUAUUUGUUAAAGGAUACUCUUCAGAAAUCUUUGUUUUCCAUUGAACUGAUAAAAUGGUUACCUGGUUGCCAUUUUUUUUUAAAGAAUAACAACAGAAAUCAUCAGCUUUUCAGAUCA
Molecule: messenger RNA, 2336 nt
Organism: Hevea brasiliensis (rubber tree)
Lineage: Eukaryota; Viridiplantae; Streptophyta; Magnoliopsida; Malpighiales; Euphorbiaceae
Product: phosphoribosylamine--glycine ligase
Exons: 4
Coding region: 486-2087 (533 amino acids)
Biological process (GO): purine nucleobase biosynthetic process
Molecular function (GO): ATP binding; metal ion binding; phosphoribosylamine-glycine ligase activity
Source: RefSeq, a predicted model, not a curated record